AUGCAUCAGGCCACUGACAAGAAUCGCAGUGUAAAGACUUUAUCCUACAAGCAGCUCAAACACGAGUUUGAUGUUGCCAGCUUGUUAUUUUCAGGAAGAGAAACAGACAGCAACUGGGGAACGAGACAAGCAUUCUUUGCAAAGACCAAAGCAUUUCUCUCGUCAGACGAUGCAAAGACAUAUAAGAAGGAGCUUAUUGACAAGAUACAUGAAGUGAUUCCUGGAGUUUACAAAACUAUCAAGAGUAUCAGAACCACACUCAUAGAAGAAGCGCUCUCUUUAGUAGAAGCUAUUGGAACUUAUGUGGGUGAUUCCAUCAACAUGCACACCAAUGAAGCUAUCUUGCUAUUCUUGAUGAAUGAAAGCAGUGUUACAAAGAAGGCCACUGCAUUAAGAGCUUUUGAGGCUACCAACAACUAUUUGACAAGAAUCAGAUUUCGCCCAAAGGUGUUGACCAUCUUGUGCACAAAAGCUCAAGAGAAGAAUCCUCAGCUUCGAGAAUUCGCCCUUGGUUAUAUCAAGACAGUGCUUUCCGUCCAUGGACCAGCCAACAAAUCAAAAUUCAUUGAACACGCCAGCUUGGCUCAAGCUGUUGCCGACACUCUUCAAAAAGGUUUGGUCGACGCUGCUCCCACUGUCAGGUCGGCAUGCAAAGAAACCUAUUACGUGUUUGAGGAACAGUUGCCUACUGCAGCAUACAAUCUUGCUAGCAAACUGGACAUCACCAUUCAACGUCGACUAGGCAUCAACAUUACCCAGCUAUCAUCUACUACAAGUAAGCCAGCAAAACCUCUUCUUCAUCGUACAUCAAAAUCCACAGCAAGCACCAUCAAGAAGCCUACAAGCAGUAUGAGAAUUAACAGAGCCGCAAAAUCCAAUAUUAAAGCUGCUAUGCAAAAACCAUCUAAUUCAACACCCUCAAUUGCUUCCAAGUCUCAUACAUCCGGAUUCAAUUUGCCGAAUCAUCAUCAAACAAUGACAGAGCCAGCACAAACACCAUCUUCUGCGGCCAUGCCUUGUACUGAAAUAGAUACUGCAUUGAACACUACACCAAGCACUGAAUCAAGUUCUAUGACAAGCACUCUAUUAAGCACUGAGCCAGGUUGCAUGAUAAACACUAUACUAAGCACUAAAUCAGAGACAAUCAUGAGCAUGGUACCAAGUGCCGAAUCCGACUCUAUGAUGAACACUUCACCCAGCGCCAGUUUAGAUAAUAUGAUGAGCACUGCACCCAAUACCACACUCAUCCUGGAGCCAUCAUCAAGCACUACAACUGAUUCGCAAAAAGUGUCACCACAAGAAAAUGACCUGUCAGCAAGCGAUCCACAAGCAUUGCCGCCAAAUUCUGAAUCACAAGAAUUGUCAUCAAAUUUCAAUUCCCAAGAACUGUCAUUGAGCUUUCAUCCACACGAAUUGCCAUCAAGCAACAGCUCACAAGAAUCAACAGCAGAUGUCAAUCCAAGGGAAUCAUCAUCACAGCCUACAGAAACAUUAUCAAUUGCGGCAAAAAAUCUUCCUCAUUCAGUGAAAAUACCAUCUCGUCGUGAAUCAGGAGUAAUGCCUUCACCAACGUCACCUUCUAGCAAUGAAGGAUCCAAAUCACCCCUACAUCUCACAAGAAAGACAUCAGCCGGAUCUAUCAAGAAACCUGUGAGCCCACAUAGCAUCAGCAAAACAGCAAAAGCGAUCAAGAACUCUCGUAGUGCAAUGUCACCUAUAUCCAACACUGAAAUACCAGCCAGAACCAGCUCUGUGUCCAACACAACAUCAACCGUAACAACUGCAAAGCAGCCCCGUCAAUUAGACCUUGCAACUCGACGUCGCCUAGGUUUAUUGCCUGCAAGGCCCGUGCCAAAAUCUCAAGCAUCACACACCUUGGCCAGUAAUGAAGAAUCCAAAUCACCCCUACAUCUCACAAGAAAAACAUCAGCCGGAUCUAUUAAGAAACCUGUGAGCCCACAUAGCAUCAGCAAAACAGCAAAAGCGAUCAAGAGCUCUUGUAGUGCAAUGUCACCUAUAUCCAACACUGAAAUACCAGCCAGAACCAGCUCUGUGUCCAACACAACAUCAACCGUAACAACUGCAAAGCAGCCCCGUCAAGUAGAUCUUGCAACUCGGCGUCGCCUAGGUUUAUUGCCUGCAGGAUCAGCUCCAGAACCUCUCAAACUUGACAAUCUGCCAUCACCAUCAUCAACUCCCUCUACCAGCAACAAAAGUCCACGACCCAGAUUACGAAAAAUCGGUGGUCUGUGCCAUAAAUACGAUCAUAUCAAAUCCCGUUACAAAGAUAUACCCAAACGCAAUUAA
Messenger RNA from Mucor velutinosus, 2307 nucleotides. RefSeq lists its product as uncharacterized. The record is from RefSeq and is a predicted model, not a curated record. The transcript is spliced from 3 exons. The coding region runs from base 1 to 2307 and encodes 768 amino acids. NCBI's taxonomy places the organism in Eukaryota, Fungi, Mucoromycota, Mucoromycetes, Mucorales, Mucoraceae.